Electrophorus electricus (electric eel) is the source of this 1468-nucleotide messenger RNA. It is a transcript of the gene gnrhr1, whose product is annotated as gonadotropin releasing hormone receptor 1. Gene Ontology annotation, molecular function: G protein-coupled receptor activity; protein-hormone receptor activity; peptide binding. Gene Ontology annotation, biological process: G protein-coupled receptor signaling pathway; cellular response to hormone stimulus. NCBI's taxonomy places the organism in Eukaryota, Metazoa, Chordata, Actinopteri, Gymnotiformes, Gymnotidae. The record is from RefSeq and is a predicted model, not a curated record. Gene Ontology annotation, cellular component: plasma membrane.
AUGUCAGGAAACUCGACUCUCCUGCUGCCAAGCCCCGCGAGCAUCUUUGUCAACUUGCCUCUCCUGAGUGCCUCACCAACAUGGCUCCAACCGCCCUGGAAGGCCCCCGCCUUCACUGAGGCUGCACGCUUCCGUGUCAUCGCUACUCUGGUGCUCUUUGUGUUCGCGGCCAUCAGUAACCUAUCAGUGGUGCUAAGUGUGACACGGGGCCGUGGCCAACAUCUGGCCUCUCACCUGCGACCCCUCAUCGGCAGCCUGGCCUCUGCCGACCUGGUCAUGACCUUCGUGGUGAUGCCGCUGGAUGCAGCAUGGAACUUGACAGUACAGUGGUAUGCUGGCAAUGGCAUGUGCAAGAUACUCUGUUUCCUGAAGCUUUUUGCCAUGCACGCAGUAGCGUUCAUCCUGGUGGUGGUGAGCCUGGACAGACACCAUGCCAUCCUGCACCCCCUGGAUGCCCUGGACGUGGGACGCAGGAACAGGAGGAUGCUGCUGACCGCCUGGACUCUCAGCCUGCUCCUUGCCUCACCACAGUUAUUCAUUUUCCGAGCAAUCAAGGCUGAGGGGGUGGACUUUGUCCAGUGUGUCACACAUGGAAGCUUCCAGCAGCAUUGGCAGGAGACUGCCUACAAUAUGUUCCACUUUGUCACUCUCUACGUGUUCCCUUUGUUCGUCAUGAGCUUCUGCUACACACACAUCCUGGUUGAGAUCAACCGCCAAAUGCACAGAAGCAAAGACAAGGGAGGAGAGCCUUGUUUGAGACGCAGUGGAACCGAUAUGAUCCCCAAAGCACGUAUGAAGACUCUAAAAAUGACCAUUAUCAUUGUUGCCUCCUUUGUGAUCUGCUGGACACCAUAUUACCUACUUGGAAUUUGGUAUUGGUUUCAGCCUCAGAUGCUACAGGUGAUUCCUGAAUAUGUCCACCAUGCCUUCUUUGUUUUUGGAAACCUCAACACAUGCUGUGAUCCAGUCAUCUAUGGUCUCUUUACACCAUCAUUCCGUGCAGACUUGGCCAGCUGCUUGUGUUGGAGGAAUCAGAAAGCUUCACCCAAGUCUCUGGACCAGUUCUCUUGCCAUAGGAGAGGAGCCAGUGGAGAGGCUGAGUCAGACCUGGGAAGUGGUGACCAACCCAUUGGACAACAAAUAUAGAUUACAUGAAGAACCUAAGAGUUACUUGUGCCACAAAGGAAGAGUAAAGGCAAAAAGGCGGCAUGGUCAUUGUUCUGUUAUACCUGCCUAUCUCAUUAAGCAUUACAGCUGUUUCAUGUGUCAAGAUUUUGAUGAAAAUCCUUCAAAUUCCACUGAAGAAUUACCUUCAAAUACACAAUUAUAAGAACUUAAAAGUGCAUACUUUCCCCUUUGAUUUAAGAUAUGUACAUUCAUGUUAAAAAUGUUUUACUUGUUUUACCAGUUUUAUAUUAUUGCAACAUUAGUUCAUAGACAAGAGAGUUAACAAGAGGUGUAGAACUGA